Darwinula stevensoni is the source of this 4225-nucleotide messenger RNA. NCBI's taxonomy places the organism in Eukaryota, Metazoa, Arthropoda, Ostracoda, Podocopida, Darwinulidae. The record is from the annotation of a GenBank genome assembly.
GCCCCUCGGGCGGAAUGGACUCGUCCGCCCCUUCGAUCCAGCGGGAAAUAAAAGGACCCCUGCCAGAAGGGAACAGAGCCCAAGCUGACUCAUCUAGAGAUGCCUUCUCACGAGAUGAAAACUUGCCCAAUGGCUGCCCUGACCCCUUCCUCCAGGUGACGGCUGCCUGGUUUUCUUCUCCAUGGAUCACGCCGUGCGAUGGGCGAUCGUCCUGUCCCUCAGUGUCGUGGAUUUCAGUGCUGGUCAAUUUCGGAGCCCGAGGAUCACGGAGCACCCGACGGACAUGACGGUGGGGAAGAACGAGCCGGUGACGCUGAACUGCCAGGCGGAGGGGAAGCCUGAACCGGCGAUCGAAUGGUUCAAAGACGGGGAACCGGUGGAGACGGGGGGGAAGUCCCACCGGGUCGCCCUCCCGUCCGGCUCCCUCUUCUUCCUGAGGGUCAUGCACACGAAGAAGGAGCAGGAUGCCGGCACCUACUGGUGCGUCGCGCACAAUAGCGUCGGCACGGCCCGAUCCAAGAAUGCUACCCUCACCGUCUCAGUGCUGAGGGACGAAUUCCGGGCAGAGCCGGAGGACUCGAGAGCCGUCGAGGGAGAGACGGCAAGGCUUAGAUGCGAACCCCCGAAAGGGAACCCAGAACCCACCGUCCGAUGGAUCAAAGAUGGACAGGCACUCUUUCUCGCCGACGACGACAGACUGGAGCUGACCCUGGUGGGAGACUUGGUAAUCCGAGGUGUGGAGAAGUCCGAUGAGGGGAGAUACGUGUGCCGGGCCGAGAACGUCGUCGGCUUCCGCGAGAGCCGAAUGGCACAACUCACCGUUCACGUACCGCCCUUCUUCGUGGAGCGGCCAAAGGACGUGGUGGCGGUGGUGGAGGCAGACGUAGAGUUGGUCUGCAUGGUGGGGGGCGACCCGCUGCCGCGAGUGGCAUGGACCCGUCCCGGCGGGGUCAUGCCCUUGGGCCGAACCCAGACCCUCAACGACCAGAGGCUCCAGAUCCAUCGUGUCCUCCCCAAGGACGAGGGAGAGUACAAGUGCGAGGCCCAGAACAUCAUGGGAUCCGUGUCUGCUCGAGUCUUUCUCCACGUUCAAUCUCCACCGAGUUUCUUGGUCUACCCGGAAGACCGGAAGGUGGAAGUCGGUCAGUCCGCUAGCCUCGACUGCGAAGUGUCUGGACAUCCUUCUCCCGUCGUCUUUUGGACCAAGGGAGGCAGUCUGGACCUGAUGGUGUCGGGGAAGGGAAAGCAGCACGUUACAGUAACAGAGUCGGGGUCCUUGACCUUUGACGUGACGAGCAAGGCCGACGAAGGGAUGUAUGCUUGCGGAGGGGUAAAUGGGGCCGGUGCUGUCCUUGCUUGGGCCAAUCUUAAGGUCUUAGCUCCUGAAGAUCUUCCGCCGCCCAUCAUUCAGGUCAGUAUCAUCGAAGCACACCAGAAGACAGGCUCCCACUUCAUUCAGCCAAUUCAGACACAAUUAAUAUUUAUAUUCUGCUCUAGAACUCCAGAGCCUUCCUCAUUCCCAGGCCCUCCGUCUCAGCCUCAGCCUUUCAACGUGUCCAAGUCUUCCAUCAGCCUCAUGUGGAAUCCCAGUCGGCACCAUGGAGCUUCUGAACUUCUCGGAUACAUAAUCGAGUACUUCAGCCCGGAGCUGGGGAUGGGCUGGGUCCUGGCAGCGUAUCGGGAGAAGAGCCCAUCGUACACGGUGAAGGGGCUGAGGCCGGACUCAAGUUACAUCUUCAUAGUGAGGGCGGAGAACAAGCACGGCUUGUCCAUGCCCAGUCCCAUGUCCAAACCCAUCCGGACCCUGGGUCAGAAGGUGGGGUAUGGGGGUACGCCGUGGACGGCCGUGGAAGUCCGGCUUCGUCUGGCCGGGGUCAAGGUCAACCUCAUCAAUGCCCUGCCCUCCAGUCCCUCCGUUGUUCGACUCGACUGGGAGAUCCCCGAGAAGGACAAGGAAGUAAUGGAAGGGUUACACAUCUGGUUCCGGGAGUCCAAGAACUCCUCGUUAUCCUUCAAGCUUCGGACUGUGAUGUUGAACGGGGGAUCGCAGAACUUCGACGUAGUGGCCUUGAAACCCUGGACGGAAUAUCACUUUUUCCUCAUCCCGUUCCUCCACGAGAUCGAGGGAUCUCCGUCCAAUUCCCUUACGGCCAUCACCCUCCAGAGCACACCCAGCAUGCCUCCGGAAGAAGUGGCAGUUCAGAGGGUAAACGAUUCCUCGGCCUUUCUGCGCUGGAGGCCGCCGCCUCUCUCCUCCCUCAACGGCAUUCUGGUCGAAUACCAGUCCAAUCCAAACCUAUACUGGAACGUCUCCACUCUCCAGCUGACGAUGACGUGGAACGAGACGAGCGGGAAGAGAAUGGAAAGGAAGUUGUCAGUAGACGCCGGAAGACCGGAGAUCCACAUCCAUAACCUGACCAAAGGAACCCCAUACAUGGUGCAAGUGGCUGCGAGUACCGAGGCCGGGAUGGGCCCCUACAGCGAGCCGGUAGGGCUAGGAGCCAUCCCCAAUCCAUCCCGGCCUUCACCUGCCAACUCGGAUCUGAAGGAGGUCUCCGGUUCGGCAUCGAAGGUGAGCGUCGUGCAGGAAGUCUGGUUCAUCGCCCUGAUGGCUUGCCUACUCUUCGCUGUCUUGGGAGUCUUCGUCCUCUUCGUCUCCAUUCGGCGCCGUCUGGCUCACAAGAACAUCUUGCCUUUCCUCAAAGUAAAUGACCUGGAGAAGCAGACGACGAUGGGAGGUGGAGCUGGGAAUGGAUUUCGAAGUGGAGCCCAGGGAAGCCUGUGGAUCGACCCCAGAUGGCAGAGUGCUGUCUAUGGUCAACAGGAAAACCUGCCGCAACCCACCACUGACAAGAUCGUGAACCUCCAGGACAUGAACAUCAGCAAUGGAGGAGUUCAAGGGGAAUAUGCGGAAAUCAACAGUUUGACCACGUUCAUGGGAGCUCCUUGUGCUGCUGGAAGGACUUCUUCCCCUGCCCCAUAUGCCACGACGAAUAUUCUCAAUGGGACUUCUCAUCUUAGAGCUGAAAUGAAUUUCAUGGAGGCAGGUGAUCACUUGAAACCAGUCGCAGACCCGUUCCUCAACAAUCUCCUGUUGAAGAAUCUAGAGCGGGAAGGAACUCUGAAGAGGAGUAAAGAGCACAAAUUUUCUGAACCCAACUUCCGAAGCACAGAUGAGGACACCCGGAGUCUGAGGGAAACACUUCGACAUUCUCGAGACCUGGAUCUUAUCCUUCGUUCUGAAUCACCCAACUUCAUGGAGGAGCCCAGCUUGUGGAAGCCCUACCCAGGCUACCAGAUGGAGACCCAGGAUUUUGGUACUUCGGGGGAUGGCCUCAGUAUGCCCACUGUAGUGCACAAGUUCCGGACCCUCAAUCCACGACCAGUGCGACAGGGACAAGGGAAGAGGAAGAACCGGCACAGUCCAUCGGGGUCCCGGAAGCAGCGAUACAGUCCCCGGGGGAGUGGAAUGCGCGAGGACAACAUCUAUGAGUCUCUCUCCCCUGUUGACUCCCUCCCAAACCUGGAUCAAGAAUUCAUGCAAAACCGACAGCCACUUCUUACCGCCGACUACUUCCAUGCACUCAGGGAUGAUGAGGGCAGGGAAAUGAGGCAACUGGAGAGGGAAGAGGAAGACGAAGUCCAAAGCGAUGAUGGAAGCAACUACGACAACACCAAAGUGAUGAAGCUGAAGCAGUUGAAUUUGCCACUGGAGGCGGAUCUACCUCCCUAUCUCCUCCCUUAUGCCAAUCGGUCCUACCUGGACAGGCCGCCUCCACCACCUUACCAGCCGAAGACCGGGAACAAGAAACCUCGGUCGAACUCCAAGGUCUCCAACACUCUUAACAGGUCUCUCAUGGAAUCAUAAAACGGGUGCACUAUUCUGCAAUUGAUACAUUCCCCCUAGGGCAAUUCUGCAAGUCGGUAAGCCCUAGAAGUUCUAGAUUUGCCCAGGGACGUUGCAAUAUUGCCUCCAAGGAAAAUAAGGAAAGAUGUAGAACAUAAAAAGCAAAGGUUACGAUAUUGUCUUAGGUACGAUGAUGGUGGCUUCUGUACGUGCUAUUGUGAUGCUUUCUUUUGUGAACCCACAUUCCCUCAAAUAGUGAGAUGAUCGACGUGAGAGUGAAGUGGGGUUUGUUUUCUCUCCAGUGAUCGAAUUGUGGUGAAUCUCCCCUUUAAAUAACUAGUCCUAGCCUCAGUGAUCAUCCAAUAAAGUGCUUCUUCG